GGUCAGUGUUUGUGACAGCUACCGAACAGUUUUAUCGAAACGUCACACCACAGUGAGAUCAAAACAAAACAUUCUUUGUGUUUCUCUUACCAGCAAACAAAUCUAAAACAGUGUACUUUUUAACUUUAGCUUAGCUGUGGUACGCUUCGAGUCACGAUGUCCGAUGAGUAUCAGCAUGUAAGCAAAGGCAAACUGAAGCUGAAGAACGAUUCCGACGCGAAGAAAAAGCACAAGAAAAAGAAUAAGAAGAAGGAGAAGGAAAAGUUGAUUCGCGCCGUGCUGGAAGAGCCGGGCAAAGGGGAUGACCGCAAGCAGCAACAACAAGGGCAGCCUGGCACAUCGGAACCAGGACGACGCACGCUAACGAAAGCGGAAGAAUCGUUUAAAAAGAUGCAGGAGAAAAUGCAAAACAAACGGAUCGUGGAGAAGGCACAGAUGACACACAAGCAGCGGGUGGAACUCUUCAACAUGCAUCUCGACAGCUUGACGGAACACUUCGACAUACCCAAAGUAUCGUGGACCAAAUAGUUUGCCCGUUGGAAUAGCGUUUUUUGGGAACGGGUGUUUUAUUUUGUUUCGUAUCAGUAUAAUAAGGCAAAAAAGUAAACAGUUUCGAUCGAUGAAGUUGGUUACCAACUGUAUUGCUUUAUUUUCGGAGCCAUGCGUUCAGGGUUGACGUACACUUUGAUGGGGCUGCGUGAGCAAAACAGAGAGAAUACAUAGGGUAACAAUUACACAGUUACAGUUACGCAGUCCCGCAUGUCUUUUAAGGUAACAAUAGUAGUAAUGAUUAGAAAAUGCUGCUAAAUUAGUCCAUUCGUCUCUUUGGCAAAUAAGUUGUGUAUUCAAUUUUUCCCCAUUUAAUUAUAUACAUUCAGUACAGCAGACAAUGUUGUAUAUUCCUCCGGAUAGCAAUAGAAAACAAGGAAAAACUUAUGCUUUUUUGAGACCUAAAAAUAGUUCGUUUGCCUAUUCAUUUUUCGACCGUAAUACUCAGAGACUAGAGCGACAGGAAAUCAGAAAGCACUAACUGAAAAAGGGAAGUAAAUGUUCCGCUUAAUAUAACUAUCUGUCUUCAUGAG
Messenger RNA from Anopheles stephensi (Asian malaria mosquito), 1082 nucleotides. RefSeq names its product protein FAM32A. Lineage: Eukaryota; Metazoa; Arthropoda; Insecta; Diptera; Culicidae. Bases 157 to 528 code for a protein of 123 amino acids. The record is from RefSeq and is a predicted model, not a curated record. Gene Ontology annotation, cellular component: nucleolus. The transcript has 3 exons.